AUCUGUCUCAGCUACGACGUACGAGGAUGAAAUUUUUAUUUUUACUAUUUUUUUUUCUAUUAAAGGGAAAACACGAGAUAAAAGCAAACCGACAUCGAAACCUGUUUCCGAUGUUUUCGUUUCAUUCUGUUCUGUUCAAUAUUAAAACCGGACAAUAGGAUUCCUAAUGAGGCUGUGAUUCAUAACAAUGAUUUAUUAGAAAAUUCCAAUAGAACGUACAAUAUCAACAGACUCUUAUCUAAAUGAGGGAAGAAAACAGACAGCGUUACCACCAACCCAAGGGAGGACGAUCAAUUCACAGCACACGUUCGUGUUUUAAUAGUAACAAGUUGAAAAUCAGUUGGAGAAAAAAAAAUAACAUAAAGAAAAGGAAAUAAAAAAAAAACGUUUUAUGGCAAAAGCCAAAAUCAAUAUUUCUUAUAUUGCUGCUAACGAGUGUAUCCAUUGCAGUUCAGCAGUGUAGUAGUGGCACUCACCUUGUACUGUUGUGUCUAAACAUCAUCUACAUAUGUCUAUUGCCUCCGGCCUCGGGCCGGUUACAGACUAGGGAGACUACAGGGAAAGGAGCACCAUGUUCCCAUCGAGGGCUCCUGUUCCAGUCAACCCACAGUCGAUAUGUUAAACUUCCCCAGUCGUUACAACACCGACUGGAUGUCGACACUCUCAGAUCAAACAUCGCUAGCACACUUAACCGUGCCAGGCACACACAACACGAUGGCUCAUUACGGCGGAGACAUGGCAGAGUGUCAACACUGGUUGUUAUAUUCACAACUACAGGCAGGCAUACGUUUCUUAGAUAUUCGUUGUCGACAUUAUCGUAACGGGUUGCCAAUACACCACGGAAUUAAAUACCAACAUGCUGAUUUUCCCAUGGUUCUGCGAGAGAUCGUUCGCUUUUUAAUAGACUACCCGACAGAGAUAAUCAUUAUGCGUAUUAAGAAGGAAUUUCAGUCGGCUGAAAAUAGCCGACCCUUUGAAGAAACGUUCCAGGCGUCUAUCCAACAGUACAUCAGGGACGGUCGAAUUUGGAGUUGCUUCUCUUCUAUACCCAUUCUUGGAGACAUCCGUGGCAAAAUUGUUAUCUUGCAAGAUUUCCGGGGAUCCGCGUACGGACUGGAUUACAAUGGUGACAUGUUCUCAAUUGAGGACCACUGGAAGGUGCCUACAAUUCUGGACUUACACAUAGGACACAAAUGGCAGCAUGUCAAACGUAAACUCGACGCUUCCGGUGAGGACGAGGGAAGUUCCGUUAUCUAUAUAACCUACACCAGUGGAACCAGCUUCUGGGCUUGGCCUAAGGCCGUAGCUAAUCGUCUCAACCCUCGACUCCAGGAAUACUUACAAGGAAAGAAACCCAAGAAACGGUUUGGUAUUAUUUGUAUGGAUUUUCCAACAAUCACUCUGAUCGAAAGUAUUAUACGCUGUAACUUUCAAUCGGAAUUGAACUCACAACCCACUUGUACGAAAUGAAUUCAUCGCAUACAGAGAGGAACUCCUCAGUAACUUCGUUACGAACUGAGAAGUGAUUUAAAGAGUGACAAGCCUUUAGAUGUGAAUAGUCUGUAGGUGUAGAUGAGACAUAGUUAAGAUCCAUCCUCUAAUAUGGUCUACUGACAUUCAUAGAGCUGUGUGUGCGUAUAUUUGUGUGUUUGUGUGUGUGUGUAUGCGUGUGUAUAUCUAUUUAUACACACACACACACAUAUGCAUGUAUAUAUAAAAGCUUAGCGACCCUUUGUCCAUUUUUACGCACUGGGUUCAAAUUCCGGUGAGGUCAACUCUACUUUUGCAUCCUUUCGGGGUUGACAGUGGUAAGAGAUUCUCAAGAGAGCUGAACAACAGAAGGUCUUCGGAGGAGAAUCCACUCCCCCCACCCCCACUCAGGCAAGCGUUGCGGCCCUUAACUUCUUACGGGUCGUAUACAGGUCAUGACUCCUGGGUUCCAUUCUGCUGACAUUUUGGAUAUCGGACACCUGUGCAUUUAAACCGCCUGAAAAUUUCAACUCAUUUCCGUUGACUCAGCUUUCAAACUUAUACUUAAAAAAAAAGUACCAGUUACGCACUGGGGUUGAUAUAAUCGACUAUACCCCUCCUCCAAAUUUCAGGCUUGUGCCUAUAGUAGAAAGGAUUAUUGGAAGUGUUUAAAGCGGUAAGCUGGCAGAAUUGUUUGUGAUUCUCGAACAAAGUGUUUAGAAGCAUUUCUUCUUGCAUUUUACGUUUCCUGUUCAAUUGCCGUCGAGAUCGAUUUUGCUGUUAAUCUUGCCCGAGAUCGAUAAAAUAAAAAAGUACCAGUCUAAAGCUGAUGUAAAUGUGAUCGACUAAUUCUCUCCCCCACUAAAAUUGCUAGCCUUGUGACAACAUUUUAAACAAAUGUGGCCGUGUGGUAAGAAGCUUGCUUCCCAAUCACACGGUUCUAGGUUCAGUCCCACUGCACGACACCUUGAUAAGAUAGCUCUCAGGGGGUCCAAAAACACGAUAAGGUUGGGAACCCCUGUUAUUAGAACAUCAAGAGAUAGUCUCGUUUAAGAUGGAAACAGCACAAAACGUGGGAAUGUUGAACAUCUCGUGAUGGCAAUGAUUAUUGUUAAGUGAAGACAUAAAAAAAAACUGGAGAUUUUACCUAGAAAAAUUCCUAUAAAUAAGUAAAAUUUUGUUGUCAGAUUUUGGCACAAGGCCAGUCAGUCGCGGGGGAUGGGCUUAGUUUGUUAGAUCGAUCCCAGUGUUCAACUGGUACUUAUCGAUCUUGGAAGGAUAAAUCUGAACUCAGAAAGUAAUGAAGGACGAAAUACCGCUCAGCAUUCAGCCCGGCGUUCUAACUAUUCUGCUCGUUCAUCGUCAAAUAUAAAUAAAAUAAAAUAUUGGUUUCACAUUUUGGCACAAAGCCAGCAAUUUGCGGGAAGGGGAAAUUCGAUCGCAUCGCUCCCAGUGCUCAAACGAUACUUAUUUUAUCAACCCCGAUGGCUGAAAGGAAAAAGUUGACCUCGGCAAAAUUUGAACUCAUGUAAUGACAGACAUAUUGCUGCGAAGCUGUUUGCCCGGUGCGUUAACGAUUCUGCUAGCUCGCCGCCUUAUGAAUAAAGACAUUAAAUGACUGGAAAUGACAUACAUUUUAAAUGAAACAUUAAUUUGUAGUUUGUUGUUCUGAUUUUAUUUUUACAUUAACAUUGAUAUUAUUAUCUAUUAUAAUUUAACCCUUGGUCAGUCUUUAUUCGGCGAUCCUAAGAUCAAAGACGUUCAACCCGUGACUAUUUACAUAUCAAGGACUAUAUUGUCCAAUGAGACCUUUAAAGACUCUACUUCUUUAGGCCUUGGAGGAGAUUUUUCUGCUAUUUCUCACAGGCCAUCGACCACUGUUGAAGCUCCUUUACUGGAUCAGUUAGAAUCUUAUAUAGUUUUUUACAUAGGCACCACAGAGCCAUUCUCUUGGAGGAAGAGAUAUAAUUACCUGAACCAACCACAAAAUACGACUGCUUUAUAUAUAUAUAUAUAUAUAUAUAUAUAUAUAUAUAUGUAAUAUAAUAUAAUAUAAUAUAAUAUAAUAUGUAUAUUAUAUGUAUACACAUAUACAGAUACACACACAUAUACACACUCAAAUAUAUAUAUAUAUAUAUAUACAUAUAUAUAUAUAUAAACUUAUACACACACAUACAGUGGAAGCUGCUUAUUGUGAACGGUUUGACACUAAUGAGAUUAAGUAAAUAAGAGCUUGGAACCCACUAAUUUUGCUAAUCGGUUGAUAACAUCCAAAGCAGCUUCUACUAUAUAUAUAUAUAUAUAUAUAUCAGUCUUCUCCGGUGAUACGAAAGUUGAAACAUGACCGGUGUGUAAGGAAGUAUUGAAUAAAAGAAAAUCUCUUUGUUUUUAA
Octopus bimaculoides (California two-spot octopus) is the source of this 3862-nucleotide messenger RNA. RefSeq lists its product as uncharacterized. Gene Ontology annotation, biological process: lipid metabolic process. Gene Ontology annotation, molecular function: phosphoric diester hydrolase activity. The record is from RefSeq and is a predicted model, not a curated record. Lineage: Eukaryota; Metazoa; Mollusca; Cephalopoda; Octopoda; Octopodidae.